Molecule: messenger RNA, 1140 nt
Organism: Cajanus cajan (pigeon pea)
Lineage: Eukaryota; Viridiplantae; Streptophyta; Magnoliopsida; Fabales; Fabaceae
Gene: EXPA17
Product: expansin A17
Biological process (GO): plant-type cell wall organization
Cellular component (GO): extracellular region
Source: RefSeq, a predicted model, not a curated record
AUAGGAGCUUGUCAUCUUUAAGCAGCAAACUAAGAAAGUCCUUGUUCCGGAUCAGACUAAGAGAGAGAGAGAUGGAAAAAAUAAUUUUCUGUGGUCUAAUAGUGCUUGUGGGGUUAUUCACCACAGAACUUAGAGUGGCAUCUGCAGCUUGGCAACAAGCUCAUGCAACUUUCUAUGGUGGAAGUGAUGCAUCAGGAACAAUGGGUGGGGCAUGUGGCUAUGGAAAUCUCUACACUGAUGGUUAUGGAACAAAAACAGCUGCGUUGAGUACUGCUUUGUUUAAUGAUGGCAAGGCAUGUGGUGGCUGUUAUCAGAUAGUUUGUGAUGCAAACCAAGUGCCCCAAUGGUGUCUCAAGGGCACUUCAAUUACAAUCACUGCCACAAAUUUCUGCCCUCCAAACUAUGCACUCCCUAGUGAUGAUGGGGGAUGGUGUAAUCCUCCUAGACCACACUUUGACAUGUCUCAACCUGCCUUCGAGACGAUCGCCAAGUACAAGGCUGGAAUUGUUCCAAUUUUCUACAGAAAAGUUGGGUGCAAAAGAACUGGGGGCAUCAGAUUUACCAUCAACGGGAGAGACUAUUUCGAACUAGUGCUCAUAAGCAACGUAGGUGGAGCAGGGGAUAUUUCAAAUGUUUGGAUCAAAGGGUCUAAAAUGAGUAACUGGGAAACCAUGUCAAGGAACUGGGGAGUUAACUGGCAAAGCUUAAGUUAUCUUAAUGGUCAGAGCUUGUCCUUCAGAGUCCAACUCAGCAGUGGAAAGAUUCGCACAGCUUAUAAUGUGGCACCGUCCUCUUGGACAUUUGGCCAGUCUUUCAAAAGCAAUGUUCAGUUUUGAAGGGAAGCAUACAUAUAAUAUUCAGUAUUCUUCCAUUUCAUACUUCUUUAUAAAUAUAUCCGGUUUCUGAUUUGCUUGUCCAAGGGAUGUACGUUAUAUUUGUAUGCUUUCAUAGGGGUUGUGGCUCACCAAUUUUAGCACUUUGCGAUGAAGCCCACCAAAUUUGAUAUUUUUUUUUCUUAACUCGGGCAAAUAUGUAAGCCCAAACAGGUACUUGAAGUUUGCAACUAUGUGACAAAAACGGAAGAAGCUUGUAAUGAUCUGAUAUACAUUGUAAAAUGAUCUGCACAACUUAUAGUACUAA